This is a messenger RNA of Pelodiscus sinensis (Chinese soft-shelled turtle), 1626 nucleotides long. NCBI's taxonomy places the organism in Eukaryota, Metazoa, Chordata, Testudines, Trionychidae. The record is from RefSeq and is a predicted model, not a curated record.
UGCCUUCACUGCAUGCUCCUGCCCAUGCAUGCCAGCUCCUCCUUCUCCUCCCUCACAUGGGUCCUCUGCCCACGGUGCCCCCUGCUGCCCUGUCCCUUUCCCACCCACUCCCCUGCCCACAUCUUUCCCCAUGGUUGCCUCAACACAUGCAGGGCCUUUGGAGCCAGACUGGCUCUCCUGGGCCUGGCUGUGCCCUUGCACGUGGGUGUGAUAGCCAGUGCCUCUCUGGGCCCUGCAGGAAGCGACCUGCCUGUGUGUGCAAGCUGUGGGCACAGUAUUUACGAUGGACAAUACCUGCAGGCCCUGGAUGCCGACUGGCACACCGACUGCUUCAGGUGCUGUGAGUGCGGGGAGCUGCUGUGCCACCAGUACUACGAGAGGGACGGGCGCCUGUACUGCAAGAAAGACUACUGGGCCCGCUUCGGGGAGUUGUGCCAUGGCUGCUCGGAGCACAUCGCCAAGGGGCUGGUCAUGGUGGCUGGGGAGCAAAAGUAUCACCCCGAGUGCUUCAGCUGCCUGCGCUGCCGGGCCUUCAUCGGCGACGGCGACACCUACGCCCUCGUGGAGCGCUCCAAGCUGUACUGCGGGCAUUGCUAUUACCAGAUGGUGGUGACCCCGGUGAUCGAGCAGACCCUGCCCUGCUCCCCGGGAGCGAGGAUCCCCCACACGGUCACGCUGGUCUCCAUCCCGGCCUGCAGUGACGGCAAAAGGGGCUUCUCGGUGUCCAUCGACCAGCACUGCGCCCCCCCAGGCUGCGGCUCGGAGCACUCCCACACCGUCCGGGUCCGAGAGUACGUACCCGCGUGGGGCAGGGCGCUAGCGCCAGCAUGGGGGGCCCUCCAGAGGCAGCGGGCCUGGAACUCAUGGGCAUCAGUGUUCCCAUGCAUGGGCAAAAUGAAUUUUGUUAUGUGCACCACUAUGGAGAUGAUGUGGGACGGGGACGGGGUCGAGGAGUUCAGCCCAUGCCCCAGCUCCAUGGGCUCCCCUGCCUCCCAGCGCAAGGACAUCGGCCGCUCCGAGUCACUGCGCGUGGUCUCCCGCCCGCACCGCAUUUUCCGGCCCUCCGACCUCAUCCACGGCGAGGUGCUGGGCAAGGGUUGCUUUGGACAGGCCAUCAAGGUGACGCACCGGGAGACGGGCGAGGUGAUGGUCAUGAAGGAGCUGAUCCGCUUUGAUGAGGAGACCCAGCGGGCGUUCCUGAAAGAGGUGAAAGUGAUGAGGUGCCUGGAGCACCCCAACGUGCUAAAGUUUAUCGGGGUGCUGUACAAGGACAAGAGGUUGAAUUUCAUCACCGAAUACAUCAAAGGGGGAACCCUGCGCGGCAUCAUAAAGAACAUGGACAGCCAGUACCCCUGGAGCCAGCGCGUGAGCUUUGCCAAGGACAUUGCAUCCGGGAUGGCUUACCUGCACUCGAUGAACAUCAUCCAUCGUGAUCUCAACACUCACAACUGCCUGGUGCGGGAGAACAGGAGCGUGGUGGUGGCCGACUUCGGGCUGGCCCGGCUCAUGGUGGAUGAAAAGAACCAGCCGGAGCAGCUCAAGACCCUGAAGAAGCCGGACCGCAAGAAGCGCUACACGGUGGUGGGGAACCCCUACUGGAUGGCCCCGGAGAUGAUCAAUGCGUGA